UAUUGUAUGUAAAUGAAUGUGUAUUGAUAUUAAAGUCAAAAUUGUUUGUUUUCCAUUCUCAAUAUGUUUUCAAUAUUAAAGAUCAUCCGUUUGGGCCGUUGCCUUUCGGGUAUUCGACGCGGUCUAAGCCAAUCUAACCCGCUCACACCUCGCAUACUUGCUGCCAUCGACUUUGACAAAACCAUCAUAGAGCAAGACUCAUAUGUGGCAGUAAGCCAACUGUUACCGCCCAAGCAAUGCAAGGAACUGGUGAACCUAAUCCCUAAGAGUGGUUGGUUGGGUUUCAUAUCCCGAGUGCUGCAGCUAUUACACAGUGAGCACAAGGUCAACUACGCGUCGGUGGGAAUGCGUGUGCGCCAUCUCCAGGCUGUUCCAGGGAUGCUGAGGGUCUUACGACAGUUGGCCAGGAACCCAGAAGUUGACCUGUGCAUCGUCAGUGACGCCAACUCUUUCUUCAUCGAAGAAUGGCUAAAACAAUACGCCAUUGAGUGUCUCUUUGCUGGAGUGUUCACCAAUCCCGCCUGCAUCCAGGCGAGCGGUGAAGUGCUGGUACUACCAUAUCAGGAACAGACCGACUGCGAGCUGUGCCCAUCCAAUCUUUGUAAGGGGUCCGUGCUAGAGGAGCUCAUCAGCAGCGGACGAUAUAAGCGAGUGGUCUACGUGGGCGACAGUUGUAAUGACCUGUGUGCUAUGAAACGGCUGCGGGCAAAAGACAUUGGCUGUAUUCGACGUGGGUACGAGAUGUAUGGGAAAAUGGCCGCCCACGCAGGGGACCUAUCCUGCUCUGUGGUGACCUGGCGCGACGGCCAUGAACUGGAGAUGCUUUUGAUGCCCAAAAUCGUAUCAUAG
Drosophila eugracilis is the source of this 849-nucleotide messenger RNA. Its product is annotated as pyridoxal phosphate phosphatase PHOSPHO2. The transcript has a single exon. NCBI's taxonomy places the organism in Eukaryota, Metazoa, Arthropoda, Insecta, Diptera, Drosophilidae. The coding region runs from base 64 to 849 and encodes 261 amino acids. The record is from RefSeq and is a predicted model, not a curated record. Gene Ontology annotation, molecular function: phosphatase activity.